This is a messenger RNA of Fibroporia radiculosa, 1605 nucleotides long. RefSeq lists its product as uncharacterized. Gene Ontology annotation, biological process: basic amino acid transport; transmembrane transport. The record is from RefSeq and is a predicted model, not a curated record. The transcript has 10 exons. Gene Ontology annotation, molecular function: basic amino acid transmembrane transporter activity. Bases 1 to 1605 code for a protein of 534 amino acids. Gene Ontology annotation, cellular component: fungal-type vacuole membrane. NCBI's taxonomy places the organism in Eukaryota, Fungi, Basidiomycota, Agaricomycetes, Polyporales, Fibroporiaceae.
AUGGUUGCUGAAGAAGAGAGACCACUGCUUCAAGAGACUGAACAUGAUGCUGAAACGGGUAGCUUCGGCGAGCGCGAUGACCAGCGACCAGAAGGAUGGUCCGAGACUGACAGAGAGCGCGAUCCGGAGGUAAAGGUACCAGUUCAUGUGGUGAUGCUGGCCGUGCAGCUGGCCGCUAUGUUGGUAGCCAUAGACGAUGCGAUUGCCACCGCAACACAUGCGCACGUUAGCGGUUACUUUCAUCACUUGGAGAACACGAGUUGGAUCGCAGCAGGAUACAUGCUCACCCUGACGGGCUUCCAGCCAUUGUGCGGAAAGCUAUGUGAUAUAUUCGGCCGUAAGGCGUGUAUGGUGUUCGCAUUGCUGGUGUUCGGACUUGGCUGCCUUUUGUGUGCUUUGGCUAACAGCAUGGUUAUGUUCGUUGCCGCACGGUCCAUUGUGGGAAUCGGUUCGGGGGGAAUUGCGAUGCAAGUGCUUUUGUCAUUAUCACAACUGAUGUGGUUCCUCUGCGUCAACGAGGAACGUGGCACGGCGUUACCAGUACCGUCUACGCAAUUGGCCAAGCGGUUGGAUCGCCACUUGGUGGGCUGUUCGCGCAAACUUUGGGAUGGAGAUGCGAUGAUAUUCGCCACUGUCUUCAAGGAUGCAAAAAGUAGACCUUCAGACUUCAGAACCAAACUAAGUCACGUCGAUGUUGGCGGAGCCGUUGUUCUCGUAUUUGCCGUAUUCACCCUGCUCUUGGGACUGGACAGGGGGGGCAAUGUCGCGUGGAUGGACCGCUUGACGAUUAGCUGCCUCGCCGCCUUUCUAGUUCUGAUCGUCGCAUUCGGGGUCAUCGAAUGGCGUCUGGCUAGAGAACCUUUCGCGCCCAAGGAUAUUGUAUUGGACGGCGGACUGCUACCCAUCUUCGCCAUUGAGUUCUUCUCCAAUGGUGCUAUGCUCGUCGUUCCAUUCUACGCAGUCCUUUAUCUACAGAUCGUGCGCAACUUCAGCCCUACGCAAGUGGGGCUCACGCUCGUUAUGGCGGUGGCAGGUGGAGCAGUAAGCAGUGUCAUUGCGGGAUUAAUCAUACAAGCUACGGGGAAGUACCGUGUGCUAUCUCUAUGCUCCUUUUUGCUGGCCGCGUGCGGAAUUGCAAUCGCUGCGUCCGCUUCCGUGCCCUGGCUAUUUUCCUUUGUUGGGUUUAGUGCAGGCCUGGCGAUCCUGAAUGCGGGGGGCUUUGCGGGGAUCACGACAUCUGUGGUUGCCCUCGUCGCCAACGCAGGCCCAGAAAAACAGGCUGUCGCAACUGCUGGCAAAACUGCAGUUAUGGCCCUGGCCCGUACCUUAGGACCCUCCAUCAUUUUAUCAAUAGCGACGACACUUUUUCAGACGAUCCUGCGCAUGCGGUUGCGGGAACAACUAAGUGGCGACAACGUUGACACGAUCAUUGCCCGUGCGAGGAAGUCGCUCGAUUACAUCAAGGAGCUCGACCCCGCGACACGCGCGAUAGUGAUGAGGUCGUACAACGAUGGGUCGCAAGUCGUGAUGUGGUUCUCUGUAGUGAUUAUCCUCGCUGCUGUGGCAGCAACGCCAUUUUUGAGAGAAAAGUCUCUAUCGCGAUAG